AUGCAGCUGUUUAUUUUGUUAGCGUCUCUUAUCAUUGAGCACGUUUUUGUACCUGAAAAAAUAUAAAAAUACGCUUUAUUUUCAACAGAAGAAAUAAAAUACAAAGAACAUGUCCUUAUUUGUGCUUGAUACUUCAGGUAAUCAAGAUUUGCUAGCCGCAGACAGUCUAGCCAAGCCAAAAUAUGACAACAACCGAAAGCGAAAAUUAUUAAAUGAGUCCUCAGGUUUGGGUCUGGGUAACUUUGCUGAAGAACUUCAAACUGAGGUAGAGGAGGAGGAAAAGAAAGAAUAUGAUUUCUUUGGCCUACCGCCACCCAGUGUGGAUAUAUCGAAUAUUAUUGAAAACACUUUGGCGGCAACACGUAAAAUACCCUCUAAAGUGGAACAAGAAAUGGACUAUGUGGUACAAAAGGCAGAUGAAGCUUUAUUAAAAAAGGGUCAGUCUAAACCUAAAAUGAAGCGCCUAAUAGAUUUGGAUCAUUCAGAUUUUAAUGAAAUGACCGGAAAACGAGAUGAUGUGCAAGCCUUUAAGCCUAGUAUAGAAAAAGUAUUGGCCAAUUCGGAAAUGGUGCCUAAUUUAGAACAACUUAAGGAACUUCCUAGUAUAACAAAAAAGAAGCAAAGAGAAUUGAAUAGGUUGGAACGUUCUAAAACUAAGGGUAAGAACUGGUUUAAUAUGCCUGCCACGGAACUGACCGAGGAAAUGGAAAAUGAUUUGAAAAUCUUACAAAUGCGUUCUGUAUUGGAUCCCAAACAUUUCUACAAGAAAAACGAUUUAAAAGUUUUGCCCAAAUACUUUCAGGUUGGUACCGUACAACAUUCUCCCUUGGAUUACUAUAAUGAGCGUGAUACACGUCGUAAUAAGAAACAUACACUCGUUGAUGAACUGCUGGCCGAUACGGAGGCCCAAAAAUACAUUAAGCGUAAACAUAAGGAAAUAAUGAUAACAAAACAAAAAUAUGCCCAUCGUAAAGCCAUGAAUAAGAUGAAGAAACUAAAGAAAAAUAAAAAAUAA
Messenger RNA from Lucilia cuprina (Australian sheep blowfly), 1015 nucleotides. Its product is annotated as deoxynucleotidyltransferase terminal-interacting protein 2. The transcript is spliced from 4 exons. Gene Ontology annotation, cellular component: nucleolus. Gene Ontology annotation, molecular function: RNA binding. The record is from RefSeq and is a predicted model, not a curated record. Lineage: Eukaryota; Metazoa; Arthropoda; Insecta; Diptera; Calliphoridae. Gene Ontology annotation, biological process: RNA processing. Bases 110 to 1015 code for a protein of 301 amino acids.